AAUCGCGAUAGGAACAUCUGAUCCGGGCUAUUUUGCUUUGCGACAUAACUACCCAUGAUAACCAUACAUCAUACCUUGAAUAUCCAAUAUACAUAUAUAAUCCUUCAGCCUCAGUCAAUUCAGUAUGCCGAGCUCAUGUAAAGAAAUAAGAGCCGCAUUGGCCGAAUGCCUACAAGAGUCCGAGUGCGUCAUGGUACAACGACACACAGCAGCCGACUGCCUGCGCUCUCCUCUCUCAGAAACCCUUCCGACGAAAUGCCAACAGCUCAAGAAGGGAUUCGGCGACUGCAGGCGAGGCAUGAUCGACAUGCGCAAGCGAUUCCGCGGCAACCAGCCCAUCACCUUCAAGAGUCUCGAGACAAGCGAGAAGUCCGGCGAGGGGUAUCAAUUAUAUGCUGGCAAAUCCGCCUUCGCCGGCUCUGUGCGCAAGACAGACGGGGACGAGCCGGAAGCGCCAGAUUGGCGAGAGGUCGAGAAUGAGAAAUACCGGAAAGAGCAGGAGGCAAAGAAGAGUUGACGAGUCUAUGAUGAGGCAAAAACUAGGAUGAACAAAAAUGGAUAGGUAGGUAUAUUUCAAGAUACCUAGGCAUUGGGUGGCGUUGGGGUUAGUUAUUCUUUUCAUAUUCAAAUCAAACCGAAGUUCCUUUCUAGGGAUUUCAAUGGCAGUGCAUUCCUCUCGAUCGGUCAAUAUUAAUAUCGUGGUCUGGUAUUAUCUCACACCUCAUUUUUUAUUUUACUCGUGCCGUGCCUAGACCAUGAAUUGCAGCUGUCAUUUUCAAUAGUGCAACUUAAUCACUCUGCUAAUGUUCUGCAAAGCAAGAAACAUUUAGCGCGCAA
Hypoxylon fragiforme is the source of this 837-nucleotide messenger RNA. Its product is annotated as cytochrome c oxidase assembly protein PET191-domain-containing protein. NCBI's taxonomy places the organism in Eukaryota, Fungi, Ascomycota, Sordariomycetes, Xylariales, Hypoxylaceae. The record is from RefSeq and is a predicted model, not a curated record. The transcript has 2 exons. Gene Ontology annotation, cellular component: mitochondrion. Gene Ontology annotation, biological process: mitochondrial respiratory chain complex IV assembly. The coding region runs from base 125 to 517 and encodes 130 amino acids.